Molecule: messenger RNA, 759 nt
Organism: Fragaria vesca subsp. vesca
Lineage: Eukaryota; Viridiplantae; Streptophyta; Magnoliopsida; Rosales; Rosaceae
Product: cyclic nucleotide-gated ion channel 1-like
Exons: 4
Coding region: 1-750 (249 amino acids)
Source: RefSeq, a predicted model, not a curated record
AUGACUGCUGUUGUGGAGAAUCCGAAAGAGAAAGCUGUGAGUAAUGCAGAUCCAAAUUUGGAGACAAGCUUGGAAAAUUCCACCAUGAAAUCAAAUGGAAAAUGGCCAACAAUGAAGGAAAUUGUUGAUCCUGAAGGACCAUUCAUUCCAGUAAUGAUUCUCAUUUUCAUUUCCAAAUUGAGGGGCUCAGGAUCCUUCAAUGCAGGGCUUAUGAACUUCUUUAUUCUUGUACAAUACGUGCCACGACUUCUGCGUAUCUAUCUAUCCUGUAAAGAAUCGAAAACGUCUUCCAGCCAAGAUCCUCCAAUAUGGCUCAAAGGUGUACUCAAUUUCUUUAUGUACAUCCUUGCUAGUCAUGUACUUGGAGCAAUGUGGUACUUCUUUGCCAUUCAAAGAAUAACAACCUGCUGGGGAAAUGCCUGUCGGAAUGCAAAUGGAUGUGACGCUAAUAAUUUUGACUGUUCUAAUCACCAUGCGUUGAGAAAUAUCACAUCUCUGAAUGAUCUGUGCCCUAUAGAUCCAGAAAAUGCAAAGCUCUUUGAUUUUGGCAUAUAUCUUGAUAUUCUUCAGUUCGGUAUACUGGGAUCAACUAACUAUCCAGUAAAGCUUUCGUUUUGUUUCUGGUGGGGUCUGCGAAAUCUGAGGUUUGUACAUGUGAAAACACUGGAUUUGAUCUUGAGCCAUGAAAAUCCACAUUUACAUUCACUAUAUUUGUUAAACAUUAAGCAACUGCUAGAGUUCACUAAUUAGCAGUGGUUU